AUGGCUGCGCGCCCCGCCGCCACCCUCGUCUGGUCGCUGCUGCUCCUGUCCUCAGCCCUGCUCCGCGAAGGCUGCCGGGCGCGCUUCGCCUCCGAGGCGGACUCGGAGGAUGACGGAGAGGAGCCGGUGGUUUUCCCGGAGUCGCCCCUGCAGAGCCCCACGGUGCUCGUGGCUGUCCUCGCCCGCAACGCGGCGCAUUCGCUGCCGCACUUCCUCGGCUGCCUGGAGCGGCUGGACUACCCCAAGAGCAGGAUGGCCGUCUGGGCAGCCACCGAUCACAACGUGGAUAAUACAACAGAAAUACUCAGGGAGUGGUUGAAAAAUGUACAGAGACUCUAUCACUAUGUGGAGUGGAGGCCUAUGGAUGAACCAGAGUCUUAUCCUGAUGAAAUUGGACCGAAGCACUGGCCAAGCUCCCGGUUUGCCCAUGUGAUGAAACUACGACAGGCAGCCCUUCGAACUGCGAGGGAAAAAUGGUCAGACUACAUUCUGUUCAUAGAUGUCGACAAUUUCCUGACUAAUCCACAGACCCUCAAUCUACUGAUGGCGGAAAACAAAACUAUUGUGGCCCCCAUGCUGGAGUCUCGGGGCCUGUAUUCUAAUUUCUGGUGUGGAAUCACCCCUAAGGGCUUCUAUAAGAGGACCCCAGACUACGUUCAGAUUCGAGAAUGGAAGAGGACAGGCUGCUUCCCCGUCCCCAUGGUCCACUCCACCUUCCUAAUUGACCUCAGGAAGGAGGCCUCAAACAAGCUGACUUUCUACCCCCCACACCAGGACUACACUUGGACGUUUGAUGACAUCAUCGUCUUUGCCUUCUCCAGCAGGCAAGCAGGCAUCCAGAUGUACCUCUGCAACAGAGAGCACUAUGGCUACCUGCCCAUCCCCCUGAAGCCCCAUCAGACGCUGCAGGAGGACAUCGAGAACCUCAUCCACGUGCAGAUUGAAGCAAUGAUUGAUCGUCCUCCAAUGGAACCCUCCCAGUAUGUCUCAGUUGUCCCUAAAUAUCCAGACAAGAUGGGAUUUGAUGAGAUUUUCAUGAUAAACCUCAAACGCAGAAAGGACAGGCGGGACCGGAUGUUGCGCACACUGUAUGAGCAGGAGAUUGAGGUCAAGAUCGUCGAGGCUGUGGAUGGAAAGGCACUCAACACAAGCCAGCUGAAGUCCCUGAAUAUUGAAAUGCUCCCUGGCUACCGAGAUCCCUAUUCCUCCAGGCCUCUAACCAGGGGUGAAAUUGGCUGCUUUCUCAGCCACUACUCAGUCUGGAAAGAGGUUAUUGACCGAGAACUAGAGAAGACUCUUGUAAUUGAAGAUGAUGUGCGUUUUGAGCAUCAGUUUAAAAAGAAGCUGAUGAAGCUGAUGGAUGAUAUCGACCAGGCUCAGCUGGACUGGGAGCUGAUUUAUAUUGGUAGGAAGAGGAUGCAAGUCAAGGAGCCAGAGAAAGCAGUGCCCAGUGUGGAAAACCUGGUCGAAGCCGACUAUUCCUACUGGACCCUGGGCUACGUCAUCUCUCUGGAAGGGGCACAGAAGCUGGUUGGAGCCAAUCCUUUUGGGAAGAUGCUGCCAGUGGAUGAGUUUCUGCCAAUCAUGUACAACAAGCAUCCUGUAGCCGAAUACAAGGAGCAUUAUGAAUCCAGGGACCUGAAAGCCUUCUCUGCAGAACCCUUGCUCAUCUACCCGACACACUACACAGGCCAGCCGGGGUACUUGAGUGACACGGAGACCUCCACCAUCUGGGACAACGAGACGGUGGCCACCGACUGGGAUAGGACACAUGCCUGGAAGUCCCGGAAGCAAAGUCGCAUCUACAGCAAUGCCAAGAACACGGAGGCCCUGCCACCGCCAACCUCCCUGGACACUGCGCCUUCGAGGGACGAGCUGUGAGAAUAUGGGGAAGACAUUGUCUUUAGAAUGAGGCAGAGAAACAGAUGUUGCAGACUUCCACCGAGCCCGGGGGAGCAGUGGGUGUGGACAUACUGGUUCAGCAAUCUGAUUCUCCUGACUUUCCCAGCCAGGCUCCUGCAGGGAGGCCUGUGGAUGGGGGAUCUGAACUGUUUUGAAACAAAUGAUUCUCUAUGUGAGGUAAGAAACCUGGUUGGAAACAAAGGGCUGGUCAACUGAUUGAGGCCAGCAACCAGGGAAGCUCUUGGAAUCAGAAUCCCGGGCAGACACCCUUUCUUAGAAAAUAUCCCCAAAGAGUCCUUUCUGCUUUCUUCACACAUUGAUUUUAUGUAAAAUGCAGAGUUGGACUACAUAAUUUCUUCCCACUCCACAAUCUGUCGUCCUAGUAUAGAUCAUGGCGGUUUUCCUCAAGUGUACAUUCUCACGCCCUCAAUCUGUAAAUUUCUGUCUCCAGAAAAACCCUCCCAGGCAUCCCAUACAAGCACCCUUCCUCCUCAGUGCCCACGCACCAUGCAGGCACACGGCGGGGCUGUGCGCACUCCAGAGCUUGAGCUUCACACUUAAGACUCAGGGGGAGGGCCCUUCAGAGCAGAGCCCAUGGUAGGUGGUGCUGCCUAUGCAAGCUUAGUGUACAAACGUAAGAUAAACUUUCAGCCAGAUACCUAAUUCUUCAGUUCACUGCCUAUGUGAUACUGAUUCUCACAUUAAGGUUAAACAGCAUGGCUCAGAGUCUAAAGAAAAUGAUCACCAAGCUUUCCCAUCAGCAAAUAGGUAGUUCAGGCAGCCCGGCAGCCUCACCUUCCCAGGUGAGGGGCGGAUCCCCGGUUUAGGACAAUAGGCAGCUUGCCUUCCACCAGACGCCAGCCCUGGCCUGCCUUCCUGACUCACUGUGGAUACCAUUCUCCACUGACCAGCAAGCCGGGACACCGAGGAAAGGGAUCUCGCCCUACUCCAAUUGUACCGCGGAGACUUAGCUGUCAAGAGCAUCUGGGGAGUGAGUGAUUCCUAAGAUUUCCUUGGGUAUCUGGUUUUUGUUUGCAUAUGUGAGUGUGUGCAUGUGUGCAUGGCUUUAAUGAUUUUUUUUUUAACAAAGCGGGAGGUUGCUGAGGUGCUGAGGGUGAAGGAAGUUUGGGUUGAUUUUUGUGUUGUUUUGUUUAAUAGAGAAUUUUUUCUCCUGUUUCUCUGUCAGCUGGUCUGACAGAUUUAAGAACUCUCAUUCUUAAAAGACAUUGGACUUAAAUUCUAGCAUUUUAGACUAGGACUGUUGUACUGUGAAGAAAGUUCUGGCUCUGUUUGCCCGGCUUGUUUCUCCCUGCUCAGCCUGCAGAUCCCGAGCAGCGUUUUUUCCUGGUGAACGUUGUGAGCUGCAGAUGUGACUUUGUUUUUAAGUCAUCUCUUCAGCAAUCCAGAGGUUCCCUGACCUCAUUAACUGUCCUAAGCCAAGACAUUUGACCUUCGCAGUGUCACGUGAGGUCGUCAGUGUAGAGGCCUUUGCAUCUGGCCCUGUCACCCGCUCUCUGCCUCUGGAGGCUAAACCCUGUCUGAACUCCUCUUGGGAUCUAACGUGGGAUCUUCUGGGCAGACAACCGUGACAUCAGCAGUGCUGGUGCUGCUGUGUGUGGACUGAACACCUGCACUUUGCAGGGGACACACUGCGUGGGCCCCAGUUGGGGUUCACUCAGACCUGCUGCAGGAGCUCUGGAGAACAAGAAAGAGCUGACACCCUGCACCCUGCAUCAUCUGUCUUGCUGUGCCGUUUCAGGGUGGGGAAGUGAUCAACUAUUUGCCUUCUGGAGCUCUUUGUGAAAAAUUAAAAAAAAAACUUAGCUCAAAGA
Saimiri boliviensis boliviensis (Bolivian squirrel monkey) is the source of this 3734-nucleotide messenger RNA. The record is from RefSeq and is a predicted model, not a curated record. NCBI's taxonomy places the organism in Eukaryota, Metazoa, Chordata, Mammalia, Primates, Cebidae.